Messenger RNA from Salvia hispanica, 1693 nucleotides. Its product is annotated as pectinesterase-like. Gene Ontology annotation, molecular function: enzyme inhibitor activity; pectinesterase activity. The record is from RefSeq and is a predicted model, not a curated record. Gene Ontology annotation, biological process: cell wall modification. Lineage: Eukaryota; Viridiplantae; Streptophyta; Magnoliopsida; Lamiales; Lamiaceae.
AUGGGGGACACGGACGCCGGCUCUAUAAAGAAAGUCAUAAUCGCAGCCGUCGCCUCCGUCCUCUUGGUGGCGGCGAUCAUCUCCGUGAUCGUCGCCACCACAUACAACCGUGCCAGGUCGGAGGUGGUCUCCACUUCGAAAGCAGUGGAGGCCAUCUGCUCCCCGACCCGGUACAAGGCCACGUGUCAGCACAGCCUCUCCAAGGCCAACACCACCGACCAUCGCAAGCUCAUCGAGACGGCGAUCACGGCCGCUGUCGGCGACGUCCGCGCCGUCCUCGCGAGCUCCGCCGUCCUGCUGGAGGCGGCGAAGGACCCCGCGACGAAGGGAGCCUUCGCCGUCUGCAGGGACGUGCUCGCGAGGGCCGUCCGCGACCUGCGCCGCUCCGUCCGGAAGGUCGGCGGCGCGUUCGCGGACGCGGCCCGGGCGAGGGCGCACGUCUCCGACAUCCGGACGUGGCUGAGCGCCGUCGUGGCGAACCAGGAGACGUGCCUCGACGCGUUUAGGAACACGACGGGAGACGCCGGGGAGAGGAUGGAGAGGCUGCUUAAGACGGCGAGGGAGCUGUCGAGUAACGGCUUGGCGAUGGUGACUGAUUUUCCGGAGUAUGUCGGCGGCGGCGGGAGGAAGAUGGUGGUGAAGGAGGGCGGCGUGUUUGUUGGGAGGCGGCUGGCUGAUACGGCGUCGUUGAAGCCGAGUAUCGUUGUGGCAAAGGACGGCGGUGGAGAUUUCAAGACCAUCAACGAUGCGUUAGCUUCGUUGCCGAAGAGGAGUAAUGAUUCGUUCGUCGUGAUUCAUAUCAAGGCCGGCGUGUAUAGUGAGAAUGUUGAAAUUCCGGAAGGCCUCAACAAGAUCGUGUUCGUGGGCGACGGGCCGAGCGCCACCAGACUCACCGGGAAGAGGAGUGUGGCCGGAGGUCAUCAAACCUACUAUACAGCCACACUCGCUAUAAGCGGGGAGGAUUUCUUGGGCAAGGACCUCGGCGUGGAGAACACGGCGGGGCCCGACGGCUACCAAGCCCUCGCAGUCCGCGUCUCCGGCGACCGUUGCAUCUUGCACAACGUCCGCAUGGACGGCUACCAGGACACCCUCUGCGCCGACACCCACCGCCAGUACUACAGCAACUGCACCGUCACCGGCACCAUCGACUUCGUCUUCGGGAACGGCCUCGCACUCUUCCAGGACUGCACGUUCGUCACGCGCAAGCCCGGCCCGGGCCAGGAGUGCGUGGUGACGGCCCAGGGCCGGUCCGACCACAAAAGCAACGACGCCUUCAUAAUCCAGAACAGCCGGUUCACGGCCGAACCAGCCUUCCUUGCCGUGAGGCCGAGGAUCGCGUCUUACCUCGGGCGGCCGUGGAAGAAGCUGUCGAGGACCAUCAUCAUGGAGUCCGAAAUCGGGGAGUUUAUCGAGCCGAAGGGGUGGGCCACGUGGAUCGGGACGUUCGGGCUAGACACGUGCUUCUACGUGGAGUACGAAAACCGGGGGCCCGGGGCUAAUACGACGGGCCGAGUGACGUGGAAGGGGAUUCAUAGUUUGAAGGGGGAGCAGAUUAAUAGCUGGACCGGCGGAGUUGUAUACGGCGGCGAUGAUUGGAUUAGGGAUUCCGGUGUUCCGUACGUUCCUACGAUGAUGCAAGUUAAAGGAAAUUGAUUUAAUUUUAAUCUAUAUGAGUUGCAUUUUUUAGUUUUGA